CCUUUUGUGAAUGGCGCACUCUUCCACGCUUUUAAGCUCUCCCUCCCCGAGCUUUCUUUUUAAUUUGAGUCUCGAAAAACUAGAGAGUUCCAAGAAAAAGCUUAGACACAAACAGAGCCACAAAAAAGUUAUUAAACUCAGUGAGUAGAGGCGUGUAAAGAUGGAGACAACUGAGCCUGAGGCAAACGUAACUCGGAUAAUGUUAGCAGUGAACGAGUCAAGUAUCAAAGGUUACCCUCACGCUUCCAUAAGUAGCAGAGGAGCUUUCGAAUGGACUAUUCAGAAGAUCGUUCGAUCCAAUACUUCCGGUUUCAAGCUUCUCUUCCUCCAUGUUCAAGCUCCUCAUGAAGACGGAUUCGAGGACAUGGACAGCAUAUAUGCCUUUCCUGAGGAUUUCAAGACCAUGAAGCACAGGGACCAAACCAGAGGGCUUCAUUUGCUGGAAUAUUUUGUCACAAGGUGUCAUGAGAUUGGGGUUGCUUGUGAAGCUUGGAUCAAGGAAGGUGAUCCAAAGGAAGUUAUCUGUCGAGAAGCGAAGAGGAUGCAGCCCGAUCUCCUUGUUGUCGGGAACAGAGGACUUGGUCCUUUCCAACGGGUUAUUGCUGGAACUGUGAGUGAAUUCUGUGUGAAGCAUGCUGAGUGCCCUGUGGUAAGCAUCAAACGCAGACCAGGUGAAACUCCACAGGACCCUGUUGAUGACUAAAUUUGUUUCAAUGGCUGUGGAUUUUCUCGUUGUCUUACAGGUGAAGAAACUCCAUAUUACCCUUUUGAUGACAUAAAUUUAAUUUUAAGCCUGUGGAUGUGUCUUUUCACGGUCUUGGUAGACUUGAGACUGUAUGUCUGUGCAUUUUUUCUCAUUGUGAUAAUAGACUUGAAACUGUAGAGUUACUAAUUCAUUUAUCUGCGGGGGACGACAAAUGAAUUGCUUUUUUGUGUUGGGAAAA
Messenger RNA from Gossypium arboreum, 944 nucleotides. Its product is annotated as universal stress protein A-like protein. The coding region runs from base 161 to 703 and encodes 180 amino acids. Gene Ontology annotation, molecular function: AMP binding. The transcript is spliced from 4 exons. The record is from RefSeq and is a predicted model, not a curated record. Lineage: Eukaryota; Viridiplantae; Streptophyta; Magnoliopsida; Malvales; Malvaceae.